AUGGCAAGUAGUGUUGGCACAUCACCUCUACUUUUACCAGUUGGUAUUAAAAGUCAGCCUGAAGCUGAUAUUAAGCGUACUGGACCAAACAUUGUUGGGAUGAAACCCUUACCAUAUAACGCCAGAAAAGGAAAACUUAAGACUGCUAGAUUGCAAAGUUCAUCAUAUACCAGACGUGUUGCUGCAUUGAAUACUAAAUGUGCUGCUGCAGCUGCAAGUGCAUCCCAAACCCUUACACGCAAUGCUCGGUCAAUGACUAUAACUCCUGACAAAGUGAAGUCCCCUAAACUUGAUAACAAUGGACCUGGUUUGCCACCUCGAGACGACGAUGGAAAUGGUGGCAACGGAGGAGGUGGGGGUAAGUUUUCAGGAGGACUCCCCCUUUUGGGUAUUCUUGGUGUGCUAGAUAUUCUAAAGGACAUUGAGAAACAAUGGCAAGGCAAGAAAAAGAGAUGA
Sphenostylis stenocarpa is the source of this 456-nucleotide messenger RNA. The record is from the annotation of a GenBank genome assembly. Lineage: Eukaryota; Viridiplantae; Streptophyta; Magnoliopsida; Fabales; Fabaceae.